AGGCAGAGGUUCGAGCUCCUUGGGACAGUUGAAAGUUACUGGAGUCCUCUGGUAUUAAUCUAACUAUUCCGCUAACUCCUGCUUAGUAUAAAAUAUGGAAAAAUAAAAAUAAAAAUUAGGCCACUGAUUCUAAGAUUCAAUACUCUUCGACGUCUACUUGCGAGGAGCCCGAUUAAAAACCUAACCAACUAUGGACUGAGGACAAGCAGCUUCCUAGCCCUCCUCUCUCUAGUUUUGGUCCGAGCACAAGCAUCCGCCGCCAUGAACAUCUCAUCGCUGAGGCUCGAAUCAAGCCCACUCGCAGCACCACAGAGGAGCUUCUACGGCGGAACCCUAAGAACAACCUGCGGAAACAGUGGCACCACUUGUGCUGGGCCCCACUCCCUUCCCCUUCACAAUCGCAAGUUCCCGGCGUCCGCUUUGAAUUCCGUCGCUUCUUCUGCUGCUUCGUCGCCGGCCGUGGCCGCCGAGCCGGCAAGCGAGGCGCUGAGUCGAAUCGGGUCGCUGAGUCAGGUUUCGGGCGUGCUGGGUAGUCAGUGGGGCGACGAAGGCAAAGGGAAAUUAGUCGAUAUCUUGGCCAAGCACUUCGAUAUCGUCGCUCGCUGUCAGGGUGGAGCUAAUGCUGGGCACACUAUUUACAAUGCAGAGGGCAAGAAGUUUGCCCUUCAUCUUGUUCCUUCUGGUAUUCUCAAUGAGGAAACUCUGUGUGUGAUUGGUAAUGGGGUCGUGGUGCAUUUACCAGGGUUGUUUGAUGAAAUUGAUGGCCUUGAGUCUAAUGGGAUCUCCUGCAAAGGAAGAAUACUGGUAUCUGAUCGGGCUCACUUGUUAUUUGAUUUUCACCAAGUCGUAGAUGGGUUUAGGGAGGCAGAGCUAGCAAAUUCCUUUAUUGGCACCACCAAGAGAGGCAUUGGACCGUGUUAUUCUAGCAAAGUGAUCCGAAAUGGCAUUAGGGUAUGUGACCUUAGGCAUAUGGACACUUUCCGUCAGAAGCUUGAUGUCUUGUUGUCAGAUGCAGCUUCAAGAUUCAAAGAUUUCAAGGUUAGCCCAUUGAUGCUCAGAGAAGAAAUUGAAAAAUACAAGAGAUUUGCUGAGAGGUUGGAGCCCUUUAUUGCCGAUACUGUGCAUGUGAUGAAUGAAUCAAUUUCUCAAAAGAAAAAGAUAUUAGUGGAAGGUGGUCAGGCAACCAUGUUGGACAUUGACUUUGGAACGUACCCCUUUGUAACUUCCUCUAGCCCUUCAGCAGGUGGAAUCUGCACUGGUCUUGGCAUUGCCCCUAGAGUUGUUGGUGAUCUAAUUGGAGUGGUUAAAGCAUACACUACAAGAGUUGGUUCGGGUCCUUUCCCUACAGAAAACUUGGGUAAAGGAGGUGAUCUUCUUAGGUUUGCUGGGCAGGAGUUUGGUACGACUACUGGGCGUCCACGUCGCUGUGGCUGGCUUGAUGUAGUUGCUCUAAAGUACUGCUCUCAGAUUAAUGGCUUCUCUUCUCUAAAUCUCACAAAACUUGAUGUUUUAUCGGAGUUUGAUGAAAUUCAAUUGGGUGUAGCCUAUAAGUGCCUUGAUGGUACACCAAUUGAUUCAUUCCCUGCUGAUCUUCGUGUUCUUGAGCAAUUGAAGGUGGAAUACGAAGUUUUGCCGGGGUGGCAGAGUGAUAUCUCUUCGAUCCGAAAGUACUCAGAUCUUCCAAAAGCCGCACAGAGAUACGUGGAAAGGAUAGAAGAACUUGUUGGAGUUCCAAUCCAUUACAUUGGCAUAGGGCCUGGCCGCGAUGCUCUUAUAUUCAAAUGAUAGUAUUGAUUUCUCCCUCUGGAUUUCCUGUGGGGUUUCGUUCUUCUCAAUGGUAAGACGAGGAUUCUAAUGCCUGGGAAAAUGCAUCCUCUGUGUUCGGGAUUAGUCUUUGGAUAAACAAGUGACUUUUAGUUAGUUGACAUGCAUUGUCAUAGCAACUAUUGCUCCCCAUCUGGGAUACUUGGAUUCAUAGGUGUGUUGUGAUUUCCCAUAGCUGUGAUGGGCUAUUUAUAAGCAAUUUUGGUUGGAUGUUGUGGCUUACAAAGGCGCUGCGCCCUUAGUGUUGUUCUUGGAUCCUUUUUGAAGGGAUUUUUUGAGGGAAAAAACAGAUCUUUGUCAA
This is a messenger RNA of Rhododendron vialii, 2125 nucleotides long. Its product is annotated as adenylosuccinate synthetase, chloroplastic. NCBI's taxonomy places the organism in Eukaryota, Viridiplantae, Streptophyta, Magnoliopsida, Ericales, Ericaceae. Bases 262 to 1785 code for a protein of 507 amino acids. The record is from RefSeq and is a predicted model, not a curated record. Gene Ontology annotation, molecular function: GTP binding; adenylosuccinate synthase activity. Gene Ontology annotation, cellular component: cytoplasm. The transcript has 4 exons. Gene Ontology annotation, biological process: 'de novo' AMP biosynthetic process; IMP metabolic process.